Thecamonas trahens ATCC 50062 is the source of this 2633-nucleotide messenger RNA. RefSeq lists its product as uncharacterized. The coding region runs from base 1 to 2592 and encodes 863 amino acids. Gene Ontology annotation, molecular function: fucokinase activity. The record is from RefSeq and is a predicted model, not a curated record. Lineage: Eukaryota; Apusomonadida; Apusomonadidae. The transcript has a single exon. Gene Ontology annotation, biological process: GDP-L-fucose salvage.
AUGGCAGACACGGCACGCUCCGUGCCCCAGCGCCUUGACGGCACAGCCUUGCAGGAUGUACUGCGGUACCAAGUCCUGCCGUUUGCCACCGGCACCGAGUUUUUCAGCGAGGCGGCGUGGGGCAUGCCUGGACAUGCCCUUGCACGCGUCGAGGCCGCUCUCUCGCUCGACCUGGCUGCCUUUGAAGCUGCUGUUGCUCGCGCCGUGGCCGAUAGCCAUUGCGGCGCUUCGGCAGAACAUGCCGCAGAAGAUGGUGCAGAGCAUAGCACGUCUGCUCCGCGGUUCACCGCCCUCGGCAUCGCCCCUCCCGCUGCUGUCAGGCCGACCAGCGCUGGCGCUGGCACCUCGCCCUCGCACCUCGUCGAUGUCUCGGUCCAUGCAGGCGAGUCAGUGGUCGGCGGCGUGGCUGGCGGCCUGUUUGACAUUGUCUCGUCGGCGACAGACGCUGCGCUGCGUAUCCUCGCCAAAGACACGCUGCGGACGCUCAACCGUGGCGUCUCGCUCGCCGACUGGGUCUCGAUGGCCCAGUUGCGGGUGCUGCAGCUCUCGGUCCCGGCCUCUGAUCCCCACGCCCCGCCGCUCGACGUCUACUGGCCGAUCGCGGUCGAGGUCAUGCGGUUUGGCAUGGUCGAGCGCUGGCUGGGCGAGCAACCCGGCACCCACGCCGCCACCGCUGCCACCGCCAUCGCCGACGCUGUCGCCGCCGACGGCGAGCUGGCGGUCGAGGCGAGCGUCGCCGACCUCGUCGCCUCCUUUGCCAAUGUCGAUGGUGCCGUUGGCACCUUUGCCAGCACCAUCUAUGAGAGCCUCACUGCACUACUUCGCGCAGAGCUGAGUUCGGGGCGCGGCCGUCUCCUCCAGCAGCGCCUGAUCAUGGCUGUCGCUGACGUCACCUGGGCGCUGCGCAAGUUUCUGGCGCUCGAGGAGCUCAGUGUCUCGCUUGCCGAGUAUGCCCGGGUCAGUGCGCUUCUGCGCGCCGCGCUCGAGGCAUGCGGCCGCAGUAACCCGGCGCUCUCGGCCGAGCUGGUCGCUUCCUUUGAGGCUGUCGCUGAGGCUGAGCGCGCUGGUAGCGCAGACGUGGAUGACGCCUCCCGCGAGCCCGAGACCGAGCAGCCAAACGAGGAGGCCUUCUUCCGCUUCCUCAACCCGUUCCUCAUGGCGGCCAACGGUGUUGAGGUCGACGACGUCCACGAGUCGCUCAUGGCCGCCGCCGCCGCUCCCGAUGAGAGCUCCAGCGGCCCGCGCUGGUUCGACGACACCAAGUCUGGUGUUGUCUCCAUGUCGGGUAUGCGGAUUGGCAUCUCAUCCGCCAACGCAUCUGACAACUGGACGUCCGCCAAGCUCGGCGGCGGCUCGGUCCUCAACAUGGCUGUCAACAUCAAUGGUACCCGCCCGCUAUGCGCCAAAGUCUCCAGGGUCCAGGCCCCACUCCCAGGCCUCUGCCUGACCACCACCCACUGGAACGGCUCCGGCGAACGUGUGAGCGCGCUUUUGGUGCCCGAAUCGGCACUCGAGAAUCCUAGCGUUGCCGCCGCCAUGACCCGUGCCGUCGCCGCCGUCACCGACGUCGAGCCGAGCGUGACUUGCGAGAGCGAUGCGUUUAUGUCCUCCGAUCCCAACGACCCGCUGAGGUUCCUCCGCUUUGCCCUUGAGUUUACGGGCAUCGUCAUUCGCCGCAGAACCGCACCCAUCCUCGAACAGCUCGCUGCAUUUACGGGAGCACCCAAUGCUGGCGGCGCCUACGCGCUCUGUGUUGAUAUCAUCAACUCCGGCCCGUCGCGCUCCGGCUUUGCCUCGUCGUCGGCCGUCGCCGUCAACCUUCUCGGCGCACUCUAUGCCGCGUGCGGCAGCGCCGUCGCCGACGAUCCGAUCCUCCUCGGCUCGCAUGUCCUGCUCUUUGAGAACGUCCUUGGCCUCAAGUCUGGUCGCCAGGACGUUGACGGCGUUCUGCCUGGCCUCAAGCUCCUCCACUACGCACCGACAGAAACGGUCCUUGUACCCAGCCUGCCGUGCACCGUUGGCUGGGUCUCUGAGGCCGCCGAGCGGGCCACCACCCAGAGUCUGCUAGUUGUCGACACAGGCAUCCAGCGAACGGCUGUGCUCGACUAUCGGCGCGGGCUCAACUCCCGACACAUGUCGUAUCUGCGGCGGAAAGGCAAGCCGUACGCCGCCAUCGUGGCCUCGCUCGGCAUCCAUGCCCACAUUGUGCAGGCAUUUCGCUUUGGCCGCAUCCGUGAGCUCGGUGAGUGUUUCACAGCGUACAUGGGCCUCCGCGCCAUCAUCGACCCCGGCGCGGUGUCGUCGAUCUAUGACACCGAUGCCUCGGGCAAGGUUCUCCUCGAGCUGUUUUCCCAGCUCAAGACUGCUGGCCUCUCGCAUGGAGGCAUGUUCACUGGCGCCAUGGGUGGUGGCGUCGCUCUGGUCGUCCUCACCGACACCGCCACGGCUCUCCGUCCGCAGCUCGACGCAAUUCUGAAGUCUCUUGCGGCUUGGGCGCCGCCGCUGCAAAAUUCACGGCCUUACCGCAACCUCCACAUCAUCGACACCUCGCCCGACUUGGAAGGUGUGGUUACGGACACUUUUACACUGUAACUCGCCAAGGUGCGGUGAAAGAGUUAAAGAUCGGCAUCCGC